Molecule: messenger RNA, 945 nt
Organism: Penicillium malachiteum
Lineage: Eukaryota; Fungi; Ascomycota; Eurotiomycetes; Eurotiales; Aspergillaceae
Product: NmrA-like family protein
Exons: 3
Coding region: 1-945 (314 amino acids)
Source: RefSeq, a predicted model, not a curated record
AUGGGCUCUAUCACUGUUGGGAUUGCUGGCAUCACGGGCAAGUUUGCCCGUUGUGUUGUGGGUCACCUCUUAAAGCAGCCGAACAUCACCAUUAAGGGAUACUGUCGCGACUCAAAAAAACUUCCACCUGGUCUCCUUGCUUCAGAGAGAAUCACCAUCACUCAAGGCCAAUCAGACGACAACGGUGCUUUGCGCACCUUUGCCAGAGGCAGCGAUGUGGUUGUUUGCUGCUAUUUGGGCGACCAUAAACUCAUGGUAGAUGGCCAAAAGGCCUUGAUCGAUGCGUGUGAGGCCGAGGCAGUCCCUCGUUAUGUCGCCAGUGACUACAGCCUAGACUUCACCAAGCUGGAAUUUGGACAGCUUCCCGCCAAAGAUCCCAUGAAGCAUAUCCAGGCAUAUCUGAAGACGAAGAAAGUUCAAGGAGUCCAUGUGUUGAUUGGAAUUUUCAUGGAAACUUUCUUUAGCUCUCUCUUGGGCGUCUGGAAUGCUGAUCAGGCUUCAUUUUCCUACUGGGGCUCCGGCGAGGAGAUGUGGGAAUCUACCACCUAUGACAACGCGGCUCAAUUUGUUGCCGCCGUAACCCAAGACCCAACUGCAGUCGGCGUGCAGAGAUUUCUUGGUGAUCGCAAAAACAUCCGACAAAUCGCUGCUGCGUUUGAGGAGGAGUAUAAGGUGAAGCCGUGGCUGAACUAUCUCGGAUCUCUUGAAGAGCUCAAAACACAUAUGGAGAAGGUCAAGAAUCUUGACCCCAGCAAGUUUAUGGCAUGGAUUCCCUUGUUCUAUCAAUACUACUGCAACAAUGGGCAGACCUAUCUUACACCAGACGUGGAUUCCACUCAAUACCCCGAGAUCCCGCGUUUGACAUUCAACCAGUUCUUUCGACGCGUUCCCCAAGAGUCGCUCACAAAUGCUGCUUGGAGUGUUGGUUCCAAUGUCCCGCACUGA